This is a messenger RNA of Staurois parvus, 234 nucleotides long. Lineage: Eukaryota; Metazoa; Chordata; Amphibia; Anura; Ranidae. The record is from the annotation of a GenBank genome assembly.
UAUAAACGGCCUCCCCGCACCCUGCUUGUGUGCGCUCCCUGGGAGCGCGCGCAGCACCGCGAUCCGGUGCCCGCUGUGUCCCCCGGACACAUAGUAAGCAAGAUGUCACUUGUGACAUCAUUGCUUACUACGUGUGAAAUCUGUGAAUGAUCACAGAGGUCACAUGGUACAAGGCUAUUCACAACAGCCUUGUACCAUGUGACAAGCUGUGACCAAUCACAGCUCACUCAGUAC